This is a messenger RNA of Andrographis paniculata, 1556 nucleotides long. RefSeq lists its product as uncharacterized. Bases 83 to 1333 code for a protein of 416 amino acids. Gene Ontology annotation, molecular function: molecular adaptor activity; protein binding. Lineage: Eukaryota; Viridiplantae; Streptophyta; Magnoliopsida; Lamiales; Acanthaceae. The transcript is spliced from 10 exons. Gene Ontology annotation, biological process: post-translational protein targeting to endoplasmic reticulum membrane. The record is from RefSeq and is a predicted model, not a curated record. Gene Ontology annotation, cellular component: membrane; TRC complex.
UAGGGGAAUUUGCAGGCUGCACUCAACACAAGUCAUUUGACUCCGACUCCAGCAGUAGAGCAGUUAGCAGCAAAUCCUAUCCAUGGCCAAUCUCAGAACAGACUCCCCUCUCUCCCGCCGCAUCGCCACUUCUUUCCUCCAAUUCCUCGAUUCCGUCGAACCUUCCGCUGGCGUUGAUAGUGAAGCGCUUGAGGUUGCCAAGGAAUGUUUGGCAGAGGUUUUUAAGGUUGAUCGUUCUUCAAUUGGUAGUCAGUCGAAUUGUGAAUCGUUAGUUGAUAUGUUUACCUCUCGUGAGGCAAUUUCGAGUGGUAAUGAGGGAGGUUUGGAUGCACCGAGUUCAUCUUCUGGAAAGAAUCCCCAAGUUAUGGAGGGCAAGGACAGGAAGAGAGAGCUUCAUUUGCCAGGGGAAGAUGAACUUUUUGGGAAUUUUUUUGGUGGUCUUGAAAGGAUUCAUUAUUUCAGAAGAAUGCCUGAUGGAUCUGAUGAUCAAACCCAACUUGAUAGAGCAUCAUCUUUGUUUCAUAAAGCUGUUGAGGAAAUGCAAAUGUCAGGUUGUCAAACAUUCGACCCGAAAACCCUGGCAGAGAACUUCAAAUCACAAGGUAACAAGGCCAUGCAAUCUAAACACUAUCUAGAGGCAAUUGAGCUGUACACAUUUGCCAUUGCUUUAUCCGAGCACAAUGCUGUCUACUAUUGCAACAGAGCAGCUGCAUACACGCAAAUUCACCAAUAUGAUGAAGCAAUUAAAGAUUGCCUCAAAUCCAUAGAGAUCAAUCCAAAUUACAGCAAGGCAUAUAGUCGCUUGGGAUUUGCUUACUAUGCACAAGGGAGGUACAGGGAUGCAAUCGAUAAAGGAUUUAUAAAAGCCUUGCAGCUGGACCCUAAUAAUGCAUCAGUGAAAGAAAAUAUACAGGUGGCUGAACAGAAACUGAGAGAAGAGCAACAAAGGGAAGCAACCGGUCAGAGUUCGACAUCCACCAGUCACGGUCAAUUCAACCACCAAUUUGGAGGCGGCACUUUUGCAGCACCUCCCCCGCUCAACACCCUCCCUUUCAACAUCAACGCACUUUCUCCCGAUAUCAGCAGCUUUCUGGCGAACAUGUCCGGCAACGCCUUCCACGGACAGCAGCCAUUUCAAAAUGGAUCAGGAGAACCAAAUGAACCCAGCGAUCCCGGGGGCAGCCCAUUUGGCGCCAACAUAAACCUCAACGUCAACGAUCUGCCUCAGGAGUUGUCGGGAGCUUUUAGGUCGAUGAUGGGAAUGUUCUCUGGAGGCGCAGCGCCGAACCCUGAGGAUGGGGAGGAUCGAAGACCGGAUUCGAGCAGCAGCUGAGAAGGGAUUGCUGAAUGAUCUGUGGAUUCUUUCUAUACAACAGUAUGUAUAUUUGUGGGAAUAACAUCAUUGCUGAAUACUCGCACUCUUGGCUGUCUUUCUCGUAGGUUUUUCUUCAAGAUUUUCUUACAUUUGCCUUUUCUUCGGUAACCUAACCUGCAAUGGUGUUCUUCCUUUGUUCUGCCCCUUGAUGAUUAUAUCUGAUCUUUAGCUAACUGAUUCA